Lutra lutra (Eurasian river otter) is the source of this 2080-nucleotide messenger RNA. RefSeq names its product osteoclast stimulatory transmembrane protein (gene OCSTAMP). NCBI's taxonomy places the organism in Eukaryota, Metazoa, Chordata, Mammalia, Carnivora, Mustelidae. The record is from RefSeq and is a predicted model, not a curated record. Bases 83 to 1636 code for a protein of 517 amino acids. The transcript has 4 exons. Gene Ontology annotation, cellular component: membrane.
CAGUUUGCCUCACUUCCUCUCCACCUGCCAGCACUGCUCGAGCCUGCCUGCUCUGAUCCAGAUCCACGGCCAUUCAGGAAACAUGAGGGCCCUGUGGGAGACAGCUGAGCACCUCGCCAGGACCAGGUUCAAGGAGGACAGGGAUUCUCGUUCCCAUUCGUUCCUGUUUCUCCAAUGGUGCAAGUCCUGGCACUUGCUGCUCUCCAAGGCCCUCCACCCCCUGCAGGCUGCCUGGGUCGCCUUCUCUCAGCCGGUCCCAACCAGCUGUGGCCACCUGCUGACCCAGCUCCUGCUGUGCAGUUCCCUGGCUGUCGCUGCCGCGGGUCUGACCCACCACUGGCUGGUGUCCUCGCUGCUUUACCCUCCGGGACCCUCCGCCACAGUGGCCACCGUCUGGGGCCUCCUGGUCUUCCUAGUGCUGGGCCUGGUGCCCCCGGCCCGCUGCCUGUUUGCACUCAACAUCCCUACCCUGGGCACGGAGCAGGGCCGCCGCCUGCUUCUCUCCUGGAGCACAGCCACCCUGGGUGUCGCCGUGGUGCCCAACGUCUUAGCCAACAUGGGUGCAGCGGGACAGGUGCUGAGAUGCGUCACAGAGGGCUCCCUGGAGAGUCUUCUCAAUACCACUCGACAGCUUCACGCAGCGUCCAGGGCUCUGGGCCCUGCCAGGCACGUGGGCAGCCACGGCUUGACCCUGCAGGCCCAGGGCAAUGGCUCUGUGUUCCGGCUUCAUAUGCUCAGGGUCACCCGGCAGGUGCUGGAGGACUUCUCCAGCCUGGAGUCCCUGGCUCGGGCAGCCGUGUUCGGGACCCAGCAGGUGGUUGCCGGGCUCUUUAUGAUGGGCCUCCUGGUGGACUCGGGCUGGUAUCUCCAUCGCUACCUGACCGAUCUGCGGUUUGACAACAACUACGUGACCCGGCAGCUGGCUUGGCAGCUGGCGGAGACCCAGGCCACGUACUUGGUGGCCUCCCCACCAGCCUGGCUGCUCUGGGCCGCCCGGCCGAGGCUGUCCCAGGGGGAGCUGCUGAGUUGUCUCCUGAGGUUGGGGCUGCUCUCGCUGUUCCUGAUGGUCACAGCUGUGAUGGUGGCCACAGACCACGUGGCCUUUCUGCUGGCUCAGGCGGCCGUGGACUGGGCUCAGAAACUGCCUGCCGUGCCCAUCACGCUCACGGUUGAGUAUGACGCCACAUACACAGUCCUUGGUUUCAUCUUCUUCCUCUUCAACCAGCCACCUCCGGAGAGCCUCUACCUCUCCGCUCACAACUCCUUCCAGUGGGAGCUCCGCUUCACCUCCCCGGGCUGCCCGCUGCUGCCCGCCCAGAGCCCCCACACUACUGCCUGCCUGACUGCCGGGGCCCUGCAGCUGGUGGCUGGAGCCACCGUCCUGCUGGAGACCUAUGCCCGGCGCCUGCGGCACACCAUCGCCGCCUCCUUCUUCUCUGCCCAGGAGGCAAGGAGAGUCCACCACCUGCACGCCCGGCUCCAGCGCAGAUAUGAGAGGCACGGAGGCCAGCGGCUGCCCCUGGGGCCUCCUUCCAGCUCUCAGACCCCGGUCUACCAGCACGCACCCAGCUUGGAUAGACAGGCCAACCACACGCUGGCCACUGGAAGGAACCGAGAGCACGCGGCAGAGGGUUAAGAGUCUGGGAGCCGCACAGACCUUGGUCCUCCUGCUGCCUUCUAUGUGACCUCGGGUAAAUGACUUCACCUCUCUGAGCCCCCGUUUCUACACCUGCAUAGUGACUGACCUAAAAACCACCCACGUGACCUACUUUCCAUGUGUGGCUGUGGAAAGGAAGGAAUGUGAUACUGGGCACAGCAGGCUUGAAGAAGCAGUAAAGGCCUCUGCACAGUGAAGACCAGCAAGGGCAGAGACAGCCCGAGGUUCCCCCCUCCCCCCAGGAAGCUGGGGGUCAGCCUGGGCUCUCUUCUGCAUACACUGCUUUCCCUAGUGUAUGGAAACUUUACUUAGUGAAUGUAUCUAAAUGCUCCUGGAACUUACUCAUACAUCCCCCAAAAUCCUCUUACAUUUAGCCAUCUAAAAUUUUCUUGAUUUUAUAAACGGAGUAUUUAUUAAAUCCUA